AUGGCCGAAAAUCCUCAGAUCCCAACCUUCAAGCUUGUUCUUGUUGGUGAUGGUGGAACUGGAAAGACUACUUUUGUCAAGCGCCACUUGACCGGCGAGUUUGAGAAGAAAUACAUUGCCACUCUUGGUGUCGAGGUCCACCCCCUGUCCUUCACUACCAACUUUGGUACCAUCUGCUUCAAUGUCUGGGACACAGCCGGCCAGGAAAAGUUCGGUGGCCUGCGUGAUGGGUAUUACAUCCAAGGACAGUGCGGUAUUAUCAUGUUCGAUGUUACCUCCCGCAUCACCUACAAGAACGUCCCCAACUGGCAUCGUGACCUCGAGCGCGUCUGCGAGAACAUUCCUUUGGUCCUCUGCGGUAACAAGGUCGACGUCAAGGAACGAAAAGUCAAGACUGGGGCUGUCACCUUCCAUCGCAAGAAAAACCUCCAGUACUUUGAAAUCUCGGCUAAGUCCAACUAUAACUUUGAGAAACCAUUCUUGUGGCUUGCCCGCAAGCUUGUUGGCAACACCGCUCUUGAAUUUGUGGCAGCACCGGCGCUUGCACCCCCAGAGGUUGCUCUUGACAAAAACCUCAUGGAAUCGUACGAACAGGAACUCAAGGCUGCCGCUGCACAACCCCUCCCCGAAGAAGAUGAGGACCUGUAG
Messenger RNA from Rhizoctonia solani, 648 nucleotides. Its product is annotated as GTP-binding nuclear protein gsp1 ran. Gene Ontology annotation, cellular component: nucleus; cytoplasm. The record is from RefSeq and is a predicted model, not a curated record. NCBI's taxonomy places the organism in Eukaryota, Fungi, Basidiomycota, Agaricomycetes, Cantharellales, Ceratobasidiaceae. Gene Ontology annotation, molecular function: GTP binding; GTPase activity. Gene Ontology annotation, biological process: protein import into nucleus; ribosomal subunit export from nucleus. The coding region runs from base 1 to 648 and encodes 215 amino acids. The transcript has 7 exons.